Microcebus murinus (gray mouse lemur) is the source of this 4461-nucleotide messenger RNA. The record is from RefSeq and is a predicted model, not a curated record. Lineage: Eukaryota; Metazoa; Chordata; Mammalia; Primates; Cheirogaleidae.
CGGGAAGGCGGUGAGGGGGCAGGGCCUGGGCUGGGGCGGGUGGACUGCGGGCAGCGAUCGCAGCGGUCGGCAGCAGGCGGCGGGAGAUCGCAAGCCAGCGGAGCGCUACACUCGCCGGAUUGGGGAGAUCGGCGCUCGGCCGGAUAAGAGUGAGCCUGGGAGAUGGCAGUGAUGGAAAUGGCCUGCCCAGGCGCCCCGGGCUCGGCAGUCGGGCAGCAGAAGGAGCUCACCAAAGCCAAGGAGAAGACACAGCCGAUGGGCAAGAAACAGAGCUCCAUCUACAAGCGUGAGGCUGUAGAGAAGAGCCCCGUGUUCUGCGGGAAGUGGGAAAUCCUGAAUGACGUGAUCACCAAGGGCACAGCCAAGGAAGGCUCCGAGGGAGGCCCGGCCGCCAUCUCCAUCAUCGCCCAGGCCGAGUGUGAGAAUAGCCAAGAGUUCAGCCCUACCUUUUCAGAACGCAUUUUCAUCGCUGGGUCAAAGCAGUACAGCCAGUCUGAGAGUCUUGAUCAAAUCCCCAACAAUGUGGCCCAUGCAACCGAGGGCAAAAUGGCCCGUGUGUGUUGGAAGGGGAAACGUCACAGCAAAGCCCGGAAGAAACGGAAGAAGAAGAGCUCGAAGUCCCUGGCUCAUACGGGAGUGGCCUUGGCCAAACCCCUACCCAGGACCCCUGAGCAGGAGAGCUGCACCGUCCCAGUGCAGGAGGAUGAGUCUCCGCUGGGCACCCCAUAUGUUAGGAACACUCCCCAGUUCACCAGGCCUCUGAAGGAACCAGGCCUCGGCCAGCUCAGUUUCAAGCAGUUUGGCGAGGGCCUCCGGCCAACACUGCCUCGAUCGGAACUUCACAAACUGAUCAGCCCCUUGCAAUGUCUGAACCACGUGUGGAAACUCCACCACCCCCAGGAUGGAGGCCCCCUGCCCCAGCCUGCUCACCCCUUCCCCUACAGCAGACUGCCCCACCCCUUCCCAUUCCACCCUCUCCAGCCCUGGAAACCUCACCCCCUCGAGUCCUUCCUCCUGGGCAAACUGGCCUGUGUAGACAGUCAGCAGCCCCUGCCUGGCCCACACCUGAGCAAGCUGGCCUGCAUAGACAGUCAGAAGCCCCUGCCUGGCCCACACCUGAACAAACUGGCCUAUGUAGACAGUCAGAAGCCCCUGCCUGACACACACCUGGAGCCCAGCUGGCCGUCCCACGGUGCCCGUGAGAAGUCUUCCGUGGAGGAGUACCUGGUGCAUGCUCUGCAAGGCAGCGUGAGCUCCGGCCGCGCCCACAGCCUGGCCAGCCUUGCCAAGACCUGGUCAGCGGGGGGCUCCAGGCCGCGGGAGCCCAGUACUGAAACCGAGGACAGUGAGGGGGUCCUGCUUACUGAGAAACUCAAGCCAGUGGAUUAUGAGUACCGAGAAGAGGUCCACUGGGCCACGCACCAGCCCCGCCUGGGCAGAGGCUCCUUCGGAGAGGUACACAGGAUGGAGGACAAGCAGACUGGCUUCCAGUGUGCUGUCAAAAAGGUGCGGGUCGAAGUGUUUCGGGCAGAGGAGCUGAUGGCAUGUGCGGGGUUGACCUCACCCAGAAUUGUCCCUUUGUAUGGCGCUGUGAGGGAAGGUCCUUGGGUCAACAUCUUCAUGGAGCUGCUGGAAGGUGGCUCGCUGGGCCAGCUCAUAAAGCAGCAGGGUCGCCUGCCGGAGGACCGGGCGCUCUACUACCUGGGCCAGGCCCUGGAGGGGCUGCAGUACCUCCACACUCGAAGGAUCCUGCAUGGAGAUGUCAAAGCUGACAAUGUGCUCCUGUCCAGCGACGGGAGCCAUGCAGCUCUCUGUGACUUUGGGCAUGCUGUGUGUCUUCAACCUGAUGGCCUGGGGAAGUCCUUGCUCACAGGGGACUACAUCCCCGGCACAGAGACCCACAUGGCUCCAGAGGUGGUGCUGGGCAAGCCGUGCGACGCCAAGGUGGACGUCUGGAGCAGCUGCUGCAUGAUGCUGCACAUGCUCAACGGCUGCCACCCUUGGACGCAGUACUUCCGGGGCCCGCUCUGCCUCAAGAUUGCCAGCGAGCCUCCACCUGUGAGGGAGAUCCCACCCUCCUGCGCCCCUCUCACAGCCCAGGCCAUCGAAGAGGGGCUGCGGAAAGAGCCCAGCCACCGGGCAUCUGCGGCGGAGCUGGGGGGCAAGGUCAGCCAGGCGCUGCAGCAAGUGGGUGGCCUGAAGAGCCCGUGGAGGGGAGAAUAUACAGAACCAAGACAUCCUCCGCCAGCCCAACCCAGUUGCCACCAGAGUCUGCACGCCCAGCCAAGGGAGCUCUCACCAGGGGACCCCGGGCCCCAGCCAGCCAAGGACACAACAGCCGAGGCCCCUCAGCUUCAGCCUCCUCUGCCACCAGAGCCCCCAGAGCCGCACAAGUCUCCACCCUUGACCUCGAGCAAGGAGGAGUCUGGGACGUGGGAACCCUUGCCUCUGUCCUCCCUGGACCCGGCCCCUGCCAGAAACCCCAGCUCACCGGAGCGGAGAAGCACGUUCCCCGAGCAGGAGCUGCAGCAGCUUGAAAUAGAAUUAUUCCUGAACAGUCUGUCCCAGCCGUUCUCUCUGGAGGAGCAGGAGCAGAUUCUCUCCUGCCUCAGCAUCGACAGCCUGUCCCUGUCAGACGACAGUGAGAAGAACCCAUCAAAGGCCUCGCAGAGCUCUCGGGACACCCUCAGCUCCGGUGUGCACUCGUGGAGCAGCCAGGCAGAGGCCCGAAGCUCUAGCUGGAACAUGGUGCUGGCCCGGGGGCGGCCCACUGACACCCCAAGCUACUUCAACGGUGUGAAAGUCCAAAUACAGUCUCUCAAUGGCGAACACUUGCACAUCCGAGAGUUCCACCGGGUCAAGGUGGGAGAUAUCGCAACUGGCAUCAGCAGCCAGAUCCCAGCCGCAGCCUUUAGCCUGGUGACCAAAGACGGGCAGCCUGUUCGCUAUGACAUGGAGGUGCCAGACUCGGGCAUCGACCUGCAGUGCACACUGGCCCCCGAUGGCAGCUUCGCCUGGAGCUGGAGAGUGAAGCACGGCCAGCUGGAGAACAGGCCCUAGCCCCGCCUCCCCGCGGCUCGCUCUGCCCGGAGCAGCCUGCCUUCUCGUGCCGUGCCGCCCUGAGACGAGGCUCAGCCUGGGACCAGGGGCUCACAGCAGCCAAGUCGGGGGAAGCAACAGCCUCCCACGACUUCCCACCUGAGUCCUGCCCCACUGGCCAAGGGAACACUCCGCCAUGAGAGAAGACAAGGAGGAAGGCAGGACUCUUCCUCGGGAAUGAAGAUGAUCUUCUCUGCCUGCUUCAGUACAGAUGGCCUGACCCGUUUGGAUCAGUGACCACUUGCUGGCAGUCGGAGAGCAGCUUCUGGCCUGGGUCAGGAGGGGUGGGCAAGCCCCUUGGCCCCCAGGCCAGUGCGAGGGUGUCACGUGUCGAAGGGCGACACCCAGGUCUGGUCCAGGACGAGGGCCGCAGGUGUGCCCGUCCUUGGGUUAAUGGGAGGGCCUCUGACCCCCCCGGGCUGGCCUUUCCUAGCCACCUAACUCCUUUGGAUCUAGGAGGAAGGAAUGCCCGACCCUGGGAAGCGUCCUUGGCAGAAUACACCACACUUCUCAGGUUGUCGCCACACAGGUCCUGAGUUGAACUCUGCUUCAGCCAAGGACCAAAGGAGACGUUAAAGUGAAGUGGUUCUCAGUCCCCAGCACGUGCCCCUGUGCUGCUGGCCCUGCUCUGCCCUAGAGCAGCAGGCCCAGCACUGCCACUGACUGGCUGGCACUCGGUUCCCUCAUCAGUAAAGGUGAAGGGUGACACAGACCCACGUGACAGGAAGGGUCUGUGGAUGAGGCAUGAUAGUUGCUAAAGAAAGCAGCGGAUGUGAGCGCCCCUGUGCCCCAGGCCCCACUGCCAACACCCCAUCUACCAGCUCCCCAGGAGCCCAGCUGGGCGUCACACUCACAGCCCCCUGCCCUGCCCCUGCCGUAGGGCACUGCCAGCAACACUUUGCACUCCGAUGACCUCAAAACACUUUCACAGCCGCCCUCCAGGAGGGUGGGUCAGUGGCUCUGUGUGAGCCCAGCAGACCAGGAGAUGGGGUGAACACACUCAGUCUUGACCUGCCCCCAUGCUUGUGACCCCUCAACCCUCUUCCAGAUUUCUCUAAGAUGAGCACCCCCUUCCCCACUGCCCUCUCCCAGCCUCUCCUCUGGGGGGAGCUGCUCAGGACUCAUGUAGCAUUAAAUCAACUGUGAAUCAUUGGGGGCGGAGGACACCGAGACUCCUUGGAAGAAGCUCGUCCUCAGUCUUGCCAAGGCAGCCUCUGUCCGGCUGUUCACAUGGAGCCAGACUGCUCCCAGGGAGGGACCCCCUAGCCCAGCACACGAAGAGCUGCAGCCUUGGUACUGCAGAGUGUGGGUUGUAGAGAACUCUUUGUAAGCAAUAAAGUGUGAGGUGAUGACAAGUUUCUA